AUGACUCAAUAUUUUAAUAAAAUCCUGGGCACUCUUUUACUCUUCUCAUCUUUACAAACAAUUUCUAAAGUAGUUGAGCUUUGGAUUUGUGCUUCUCAUGUUUUUGUACACUUUGGGCUACAUCAUUAUACUAAAUCAUUUUUUUCAACUCGAUGUCCACCAUCAUAGUAAUGAAUAGUGAAUUCAUCAACCUAGGAAGUUUGUUGUGGCAAAUAAGAGGUGCAUGGCCUUCAUGAGGAUAUUAUUAAAUUGAUGAUAUUAAAUUAGAAAUUCAUUGGGGAAUGCAAUCUUGAUUAUUGUUACAUGUAUGGAAACGCAUUGAAGUCAUUGACAUAGUAUAGAAGGAAUUAAAUUAAUGAUCUUGAUCGCAGGAAAUAUCUCAUACUCAUUCAAUUUUUUGGCAAUAAUAAAAAUGUUAAAGUUACAAGAUAUAAAUAUAAUAAAAAAUUGAUUUAGAAGAUAUAAAUAUAAUAAAAAAUCUAUAUGAGAUAAGCAGCCGCUAGGUUUAAUGAUUGUGGGAUCCCUAGAUGUCGUGGCUGGUGAACCACUUCUUCUUCUUCCACGAAGAUUCAAACAAAACCAAGCUUAUAUAAUUAUUGGCAUAAUUGUUGGAGACUCAAAUGAUGGAUAUGCAAGCAUGAUAACUUAUAUGCUGUUCUAUAUCGCCAUGAAUCUGGGAAGUUUUGCUCGCAUUGUAUUAUUUGGUCUACAUACUGGAACUGAUAACAUUCGAGAUUAUGCAAGAUUAUACACGAAAGAUCCUUUUUUGGCUCUCUCUUCAGCCCUGUCUCUUAUCCCUAGGAGGUCUUCCUCCGCUAGCAGGUUUUUUCAGAAAACUCCAUCUACUCUGGUGUGGAUGGCAGGCAGGCCUUUAUUUCUUGGUUUCAAUAGGACUCCUUAUGAGCAUUCUUUCUAUCUACUAUUAUCUAAAAAUAAUCAAGUUAUUAAUGACUGGACGAAACCAAGAAAUAACCCUCACGCGCGAGGGCAUAUGCUCUAUUACCAGUAUUCAACCCUCGAAUGUUAUUCUAGCUGUCUUUUGUUUCAACUUCAAGGUUGUGUUACCGCUCAUCCCCCAGCGACUUGUUGCUGUUAAAAGAGAAAAGCACUAA
Spirodela intermedia is the source of this 1112-nucleotide messenger RNA. The record is from the annotation of a GenBank genome assembly. NCBI's taxonomy places the organism in Eukaryota, Viridiplantae, Streptophyta, Magnoliopsida, Alismatales, Araceae.